Molecule: messenger RNA, 2342 nt
Organism: Nomascus leucogenys (northern white-cheeked gibbon)
Lineage: Eukaryota; Metazoa; Chordata; Mammalia; Primates; Hylobatidae
Gene: PHF7
Product: PHD finger protein 7
Cellular component (GO): nucleus
Source: RefSeq, a predicted model, not a curated record
GCGGGGGCGGCGAGGGGAAGGGGCGGGGGCGGCGAGGGGAAGGGGCGGGGGCGGCGAGGGGAAGGGGCGGGGGCGGGAGGUGUUGGGCGCUGAGGCGCGAGACUGGGAGACGGGAGGGGCGCGCGGCCGUUAGCGGUCGCUUUCUACCAACGGUAGGGGUCGCAGCUGUUCCCGAAGGUCACAGUUCGCGUGACCCGCCCCCUUUUGCGCGCUGGCAGUCUUCGCCGGCGCAGUCACCGCGCAGGGCGGCCGCCCGGAGGUAGCUACCACGGCUUGUGUCAACGACUAAAGCUCCAGUACAGCGGCGCCCUCAGAGACAGCUGGGAGGGUGGCUCUGGCCGGGAGUGGCGGCCGGUGAGCUACCGCGAGUAGGAGCGGCGGAGGCGACCUCGGCCCGGCCCUGCACUGGCCGCCCGGCAGGCGCGACAUGAGCCUGGUCUGGCAUCCGCGGGAUGCCCCUUGAGCCCCUUCUCAGGCGGUUAACCUCCGGGGAACGGUUGUGACCACACCGACACGUAUUUUACAAAUAAAUCAUUCUUGGCGGCGGCGGGUCGAACACGUUUAUUUAUUUUUGAUUUUCUCAACAAGCAUUUACCCAGCACCUGUCCAGUGAAACAACUUGUUAAGCGUUCCGAGGAGCGUCCGCCGGGUUAGGAGGCCACUGCCUGGCAGCUCGUAGAAGCCUCAUUUGCAACGCCCCCCUCCUCAGAUGUUUUGAAGAUCGUGACGUCUUGUAACUAGCAGUGUGUGCACAGAAUCCUGCUCGAGGAACGUCUUGGCCCAGCGAUGCAAAGAACUGAAGUUUCAAGCUGGAAGAGCCUGUAUUGUCCUCACAAUAGUAUAGAAGAAUUCAAGAGAGGAGAGAGAGACAGCACCGAAUGAAGACUGUAAAAGAAAAGAAGGAACACCAAAGAUUGAGAAAAUCUGCCAAGACUAGGAGGGUAACCCAGAGGAAACCGUCUUCAGGGCCUGUUUGCUGGCUAUGCCUUCGAGAACCUGGGGAUCCCGAAAAAUUAGGGGAAUUUCUUCAGAAAGACAGUAUCAGCGUGCAUUAUUUCUGUCUUAUCUUAUCUAGUAAGCUGCCUCAGAGGGGCCAGUCCAACAGAGGUUUCCAUGGAUUCCUGCCUGAAGACAUCAAAAAGGAGGCAGCCCGGGCUUCUAGGAAGAUCUGCUUUGUGUGCAAGAAAAAGGGAGCUGCUAUCAACUGCCAGAAGGAUCAGUGCAUCAGAAACUUCCAUCUGCCUUGUGGCCAAGAAAGGGGUUGCCUUUCACAAUUUUUUGGAGAGUACAAAUCAUUUUGUGACAAACAUCGCCCAACACAGAACAUCCAACAUGGGAAUGUGGGGGAGGAAAGCUGCAUCUUAUGUUGUGAAGACUUAUCCCAACAGAGUGUUGAGAACAUCCAGAGCCCGUGUUGUAGUCAAGCCAUCUACCACCGCAAGUGCAUACAGAAAUAUGCCCACACAUCAGCAAAGCAUUUCUUCAAAUGUCCACAGUGUAACAAUCGAAAAGAGUUUCCUCAAGAAAUGCUGAGAAUGGGAAUUCAUAUUCCAGACAGAGAUGCUGCCUGGGAACUCGAGCCAGGGGCUUUCUCAGACUUAUAUCAGCGCUAUCAGCACUGUGAUGCCACCAUCUGUCUGUAUGAACAAGGCAGAGACAGCUUUGAGGAUGAAGGGAGGUGGUGCCUCAUUCUGUGUGCUACAUGCGGAUCCCACGGAACCCACAGGGACUGCUCCUUUCUUAGAUCUAACAGUAAGAAAUGGGAGUGUGAGGAGUGCUCACCUGCUGCAGCCACAGACUACAUACCUGAAAAUUCAGGGGACAUCCCUUGCUGCAGCACCACCUUCCACCCUGAGGAGCAUUUCUGCAGAGACAACACCCUGGAAGAGAAUCCGGGCCUUUCUUGGACUGAUUGGCCAGAACCUUCCUUAUUAGAACAGCCAGAGUCCUCUCGUGGCAGGAGGAGCUGCUCCUGGAGGUCCAAGGGCGUCAGAAUCACUAACAGCUGCAAAAAAUCCAAGUGACACCUUCUGAGUAGCUGCUAUCCCACACAAUAGGGUAUGAAGCUGCGCUCCUCCAUCGGGUUUGGGGAGGGAGCGCUCUGGGACUGUGAGACAAGGAAGCAGGGCCAGCAGUGAGACUAUGAGCCAAGCAAAGAGAAGUCCCAGUGGAGCAUGAGGAGGGAGCAGUCCAGAUGCCAACAAAGAAAUGCGUUUAUGGCUACAAGAGUGCCUCUGCCUUCUCCUCCUCUCCUCCCACCAAGGAUUCUUCCACCUUAAUCUUGUUUUCGUAUGCCUCUUCUUACUUCACCCAUGUUUGUUGUUAUGCAAAUAAAGGUUUUC